Messenger RNA from Physella acuta, 976 nucleotides. RefSeq names its product periostin. Gene Ontology annotation, molecular function: cell adhesion molecule binding. Gene Ontology annotation, biological process: cell adhesion; extracellular matrix organization. NCBI's taxonomy places the organism in Eukaryota, Metazoa, Mollusca, Gastropoda, Physidae. The record is from RefSeq and is a predicted model, not a curated record. Gene Ontology annotation, cellular component: extracellular matrix.
UGUAGACGGUUAGCAUUGUGUAACGAAUAUGGCACCGUUUAUCUUCGCCCUUGCACUGGUCAUCAUACCUGGACUGGUGCACUCACAGACUGUUACUCCAACCCGAUUUCCGGAUGUAGUGUCUGCUCUAGUAGCUAAUGGUCAUUUCACCGUGUUUCUCGACCUGCUCAACUCCUCUGGUUUACUGCCCAGGAUCAACUCAUCCGCGCACUUCACGAUUUUCGCCCCCACGGACGACGCCUUUGCCCGGCUGUCCGCCGAUGAUUUCGAUAAAAUAAAGAACAACCAGACCAGGCUGGCUGAGAUCGUGGGGUUCCAUGUCGUGCUGACCACCAACUACCGCAUACACGGCACCCAGCAGGACGAUGUGCUCAAGUCCUCCAACAAUUUCCCCAUCAGGAUCAACACCUACAACAUUCUGCACACAGUGGCAGCCGAUGGUGUCAACAUCACCAUCAAGAACAUCCCCAUCCUCCACGGGCUGGCCCACGGGCUGGACGGUGUCCUGACCCCACCCACCCAGAGCAUCAUGCAGCUCAGCCUCAACAGGCCAGACAUCAGCACCUUCGCCAAGUGGGUGGUCGACGCCAAUCUGCUCAACUUCUUCACCAACGAUAAGGACGUCACCGUGUUUAUCCCCAACAACGCAGCCUUUGCUAAACUGAGUUCAGAUAUAACCACAUUUCUCAACAGUCACCACGCCAACAUGGCAGAAACUUUAAAGUUCCACGUCGUAAACGCCAUGACCUUGUUCAGUAUUGGGAUGACCCACAGCAUCAGCCUGACUUCCGGGAACAACCACCACGACGGCCUGAUGAUACUACAGGAUUCAGUUGGAGCCCUGAGUGUGAACCACGCCAAGAUUGUAGAGAAAGACAUCAUCACCACCGAUGGCGUCGUGCACAUCAUUGACAGCGUCUUGGUCCCACCUCGCGUCUUGGUAGCUCUCCAAGAUCAAGGAAUCGUUGUUGGUUAA